Carlito syrichta (Philippine tarsier) is the source of this 1063-nucleotide messenger RNA. Its product is annotated as histone H3.1. The coding region runs from base 4 to 660 and encodes 218 amino acids. The record is from RefSeq and is a predicted model, not a curated record. Gene Ontology annotation, molecular function: DNA binding; structural constituent of chromatin; protein heterodimerization activity. The transcript is spliced from 2 exons. Gene Ontology annotation, cellular component: nucleosome. Lineage: Eukaryota; Metazoa; Chordata; Mammalia; Primates; Tarsiidae.
GCUAUGGCUCGCACAAAGCAGACAGCUCGCAAGUCCACCGGCGGGAAGGCGCCGCGCAAGCAGCUGGCCACCAAGGCGGCCCGCAAGAGCGCCCCGGCCACCGGCGGCGUGAAGAAGCCCCACCGCUACCGGCCCGGCACCGUGGCCCUGCGCGAGAUCCGCCGCUACCAGAAGUCCACCGAGCUGCUGAUCCGCAAACUGCCGUUCCAGCGCCUGGUGCGCGAGAUCGCGCAGGACUUCAAGACCGACCUGCGCUUCCAGAGCUCGGCCGUGAUGGCGCUGCAGGAGGCCUGCGAGGCCUACCUGGUGGGGCUCUUCGAGGACACCAACCUGCUUCUGGUCUGCAGCAUGUCUGGCCGCGGCAAGGGCGGGAAGGGUCUCGGCAAAGGCGGCGCCAAGCGCCACCGCAAGGUCCUGCGCGACAACAUCCAGGGCAUCACCAAGCCCGCCAUCCGGCGCCUGGCCCGCCGCGGCGGAGUCAAGCGCAUCUCCGGCCUCAUCUACGAGGAGACCCGCGGGGUGCUCAAGGUGUUCCUGGAGAACGUGAUCCGGGACGCCGUCACCUACACGGAGCACGCCAAACGCAAGACCGUCACGGCCAUGGACGUGGUCUACGCGCUCAAGCGCCAGGGCCGCACCCUCUACGGCUUCGGGGGCUGAGUGUUUGCUGUUGCUUCUCUUUCCCACAAAAGGCCCUUUUCAGGGCCCCCACUUCCUCAUUGAGGAGUUGUGGCACAGAUGGGUAAUGUUUAGAUUUGCUUUUGCAAAAUUUUUGCUAAGAGCUAACACCUUUUGCCUGCCAGUGUCUGCAAAGUGUUAAGUACGCUACUGCUGUAGUUAUCCCUAGUCACGGGGAAUGUUGAUUUUCAUGUCUGACCUGUUUGAGCUUUUUAGUGUUUCACUUGUUCCAAGUUAAACAAUAGUCGGGUCAGAAGCGUACUGAGCAGGUCAUUGUACACUGAAAUGGUUAAAUCAAGCUUGUUACCGUCUCUUUUCUGGUGGAAACAUUUGAUGUCUGCUUUUUGUAAAUUGGUAUAUAAUCUAUGCAGUACAAUAGAUCGGA